Messenger RNA from Exaiptasia diaphana, 1499 nucleotides. Its product is annotated as protein orai-3. Lineage: Eukaryota; Metazoa; Cnidaria; Anthozoa; Actiniaria; Aiptasiidae. The transcript is spliced from 3 exons. The coding region runs from base 270 to 923 and encodes 217 amino acids. Gene Ontology annotation, cellular component: membrane. The record is from RefSeq and is a predicted model, not a curated record. Gene Ontology annotation, molecular function: store-operated calcium channel activity. Gene Ontology annotation, biological process: store-operated calcium entry.
UGCGUUUGUGUUCAGUCGGAGUGUUGUGUUUCAUUAGCGUAUUACGUGCCUUCGUCUUAAAAYCGAUCAUACACAUCAAGGAAAUUGAGAUAAUCAGACUUCAAAGAAGGUAUAUGUUUUGGCUUAUUCUCAAGUGAAAACCAAUUGGACAAACAGCAUAAUUAAUAGCGAGGAUUCGGUUAUUACCGAUGUCAAUUGUCACAGYAAGAACUGAAAUUCUCAGCAUUGGYAAUGGUGGAUAAAUCCUGAACAAUACUGAGGCUAUUGCAAUGAACGAAAACCAUGAAACGGCCAAGCUGAACGACGUAGAUGCCAAAAGACUAUCAUGGAGGCGGUUGUUUCUAACCCGUGGAAAACUGAAAGCUUCAAGCAGAACUUCUGGUUUAAUGUCUGGAUUUGCAAUGAUUGCCAUGGUUGAGAUUCAGUUAGAAAAAGGAAUACCUGAAGGGAUUCUUAUUGCAUUCAGUGUCAUUACAACUAUUCUGAUAUCAGUACAUGUCUUUGCACUAAUGAUAUCUGUGUGCAUUUUACCCAACAUUGAAAGCAUUGCAAGUCURCAUCAUAAUGACUUUGACCAUUCAGUGCAAGAUUCGCCUCAUGACAAGAUGCACUCUUACAUUGAGUUAGCCUGGAUAUUUUCUACUGGAUUUGGAACUUUGCUGUUUCUAGCAGAAAUAGGAAUUCUCUCUUGGGUGAAAUUCUACAAUUACAGUCACCCAGCUGCUAUAGCUUCCAUGGUAGUUCUUUUGCCAGUUUGCCUUAUAUUUGUAGUUUUUGCUGUUCAUUUUUAUCGUUCUUUGGUGAGGCACAAAUAUGAACGAUCAUAUCAAGGCAUAGAGGAGUUACAACAGAUUGCUGACGAGCUGCAAACAGAUAACCAGCCRUCACAAGGACCAAGUCCAUCACAUUUGCUGUCUUUAUAAAUAGAAAAUCUAUCUAURCAUAAUACUAUUUCACAGGUAUUUAUCUUAAUAUUAUUUGCACACAAAACGUUUUCAUAUAAAGAUAAAAUGAAACUUGAAAAAAUGAAAUUUUCAAAUAAUAAAGACAAUACCCUGCGAACAGAGGAUUUUUCCACCCCCUACGAAGAAAAAAAUGAUAGUGGAAAAAUUCCUCUGCUCGUAGGGUAGAAAGACAAACGAAAAUCGCUCAAUUUGAACUUUUGUCUUUCCUUGAUUUGUCUUUGCAAGUUUUAAUACCCUAUUAUUUAUUUUUAUGUGAUUGCAUAUAUACAUUAGAUUCAAAUGUAAAUAACACUUCAUUUGUUAAAAGUAAAAGUCUCAUUUCAAAAUCUUUGUCUUUACUAAAGUAAAGACAAUUCCUAAGACGUUUAUUGUAUACGCUGAGCCAGGAAUGUGCGAAAGUGGUGUGUCCACCAUACCUAUCUGGAAAUUUCCCAAAAAAAUUAAAGGAUGGAUCAAUUAUUUAUUAGCAAUGUAGUCAAAACUGUAACAAUUUCACAGACGCUGUAAUAAAAGCAUACUUUUUUUGAUUCGAAA